AUGACUGAGCGUCGAGAGAACGCGGCGCAGGACGCAGUCAUCAAGGUGCUUGUGCUGGGCGACACAGCGACCGGCAAGACGAGCUUCAUCAAGCGAUACGUGCAUGACAUGUUCACCGAGCACCACCGCACGACGAUUGGCGUGGACUUUGCACUGAAAGCAGUGACGGUUUCUGGAACGACUGUGCGCCUGCAGCUGUGGGACAUUGCUGGCCAAGAGCACUUCCGGGCUCUCAAUCGAGUCUACUACAAGGACGCGCUGGGAGCGCUGCUCGUGUACGACAUGUCGCGUCCCGAGACGUUUGAUAGCAUUCUCAAGUGGAAGAAAGAGAUUGAUGCCAAGGUGGAGCUGCCCAAUGGCAAGCCGCUGCCUGUUAUUCUAUGCGGCAACAAGUGCGACCUAAAAGAAGAGGUGGACCGAGAAUUUCUGGACGAGUUCUGUGCGACGAACAAUUUCACGGGAUGGUUCGAUACCUCAGCCAAGGAGAACGUCCACAUUGACGAAGCUGCCAAGGCGCUGGUCGUGGGUGUGUUGGAGCACCCAGAUAUCUUCGAGCGGAAAUCUGAAGCGAAGAAGCACCACGAGGCGUUCCGCCCUACGAGUGCUGCUAACAGGGGCAACACCGAUCGAUCUGGCUGGUGCUGCAACAGCUUCUGA
This is a messenger RNA of Hyaloperonospora brassicae, 657 nucleotides long. Lineage: Eukaryota; Oomycota; Peronosporomycetes; Peronosporales; Peronosporaceae. The record is from the annotation of a GenBank genome assembly.